AAAGAAUAAAGUAUAAAGAUUCAACACAAUGGCUAGAAAGAAGUCGGCCGCCAAGAAGGCAAGAGAGGAAGCUGCCAAACUUGCAGUUUCAUCAGAAACCAAAGUCGAAAAUGCAACUGAACCCACUCAGACAAUCGAUGAAUCAGACGAACACGAAGAAUCGGAAGAAGAAUCAGAAGAAAGUGAAGAUGAGUUCGGAGAUUUAUUGACUGAAGAUGUUGAAAAAGGGAUUAACGAAGUUUUAGAAAUUAUUAAGAAAGAUCCAAAGAAGUUGUUAGAUCCAAAUACCAAGUUUUUUGAAGAUCCUGAUAAAGUUGUAUAUGAUACUAAUAAUGAUAAUAAAGAAAAACCAAUGUAUUUGCAAGAAUUUCAAAGAAAGAAUUUAUUAGCUGGAAGUUAUAAAGAUGAAGACAAUGAAUAUGGAACUGUAGAUGGUGAAAAACCAUUUAUUGUUCAAGAAAGAGAAGAAAGAGAUCAAAUUCUUGAAGAUAUUAAGAAUGCAUUUGAUGAAGAUGUUGAUGAAGAAGAAGAUGAUGAAGAUGAUGGAUUCCUUAAGAAGAAAGAACCCAACACUCAAAGAAGGAUAGAAGUAGAUACAAACGUCUUACCAGAUCCAGAAAAGAAUGAAGAAGAGUUUUUGAAAGCGUUUUUAGAUAAUAAGGCAUGGAUUCCUAAAAAGGAAGAUAAAACUUUAAAUUUAGAUAAAAUUGAAAGAGAAGCCGAGGGAGAAUUUGAGGAGGCAGUUGAACAGUUUGAGCAUGUAUAUAAUUUCAGAUAUGAAGAUCCAACAGCUGCAGAAAUUGUCUCCUAUGCCCGUAAUCAAGCAACUCUAAGAAGAUCAGCUACCAAUGCUCGUCAAAGACAAAGAGAGAGAAAGAAAGAAGAGAAAUUGAAAGAACAAAAGGAAAAGGAAGAUCUUUUGAAGAAAAAGAAAACUUCUAAAGUUAAUAAAGUCAUGGAUAGAUUGGAAAAGAUCAAGCAAGCUGUAGGAGAAGAAGUUAGUGAUGAUGUCAUACAAAAGGUAUUUGGUAACUCCUUACUUCAAGAUGACUUUGAUGAUGCCGAUUGGGAUAAUAAGAUGGCGGAAAUAUUUAACCAGCAAUAUGGCGAUGAAGGUGAUGAUAGUUUAAAGAAACCAGAAUGGGAUGAAGAUGAUGAUAUAAUGGGUGACUUCUACGCUGAAAAGAAGAACGGAAAACAUGAGGAUGAAGAUGUCGAAGUGAACGAAGAUGAAGAUGAAGAUGAAGAUGAAGAAGACGAAGAAGAGGAGGAUGAUGAAGAGGAUAAAAAGGUCUCUAAGAAAGACAAACUCAAGAAAAAGAAGUCUGCUAAGAAAGAAAAGCAGUCAUUAAGAGAAAAGGCUCAACAGAUUGUUGACUCAAAGACAUAUCUUCUUCUUGACGAAAUUGACGAAGAGAGGGGCAACAAUAAUGAUAAAGAAGAUGUACAAUUCAAGUAUAGAGAAGUUUCACCUGAAAGUUUUGGUUUAACUACUCGUGACAUAUUAAUAGCCGACGACAAACAAUUGAAUACAUUCAUUGGAAUGAAGAAAUUGGCUCCAUAUAUACCCAAAGAAGAUGCCAUCAAAGAUAAAAGAAAGUAUGGUAAGAAAAAGAGAUUACAACAAUGGAGAAGAGAAGUGUUUAAUGACAAAAAUGGGCCAACAACUCCUCAAGAUGAUAGAUAUGAUAUUUGGAUACCAGCAGAGGAACCAAAACAUAAGAAGAGAAAAAUCAAAAGUUAAUCAUGUAUAAUGUGUAAAUUAGA
Messenger RNA from Scheffersomyces amazonensis, 1767 nucleotides. RefSeq lists its product as uncharacterized. Gene Ontology annotation, biological process: endonucleolytic cleavage in ITS1 to separate SSU-rRNA from 5.8S rRNA and LSU-rRNA from tricistronic rRNA transcript (SSU-rRNA, 5.8S rRNA, LSU-rRNA). NCBI's taxonomy places the organism in Eukaryota, Fungi, Ascomycota, Pichiomycetes, Serinales, Debaryomycetaceae. The transcript has a single exon. Gene Ontology annotation, cellular component: nucleolus; 90S preribosome. The record is from RefSeq and is a predicted model, not a curated record. Bases 29 to 1744 code for a protein of 571 amino acids.